Messenger RNA from Papaver somniferum (opium poppy), 1985 nucleotides. Its product is annotated as F-box/LRR-repeat protein At4g14103-like. The transcript is spliced from 5 exons. Gene Ontology annotation, molecular function: protein binding. Lineage: Eukaryota; Viridiplantae; Streptophyta; Magnoliopsida; Ranunculales; Papaveraceae. The coding region runs from base 135 to 1655 and encodes 506 amino acids. The record is from RefSeq and is a predicted model, not a curated record.
UUAAAAAUCAAACACUGCAAUUCAUUCGGUUGAUUCUCUCUAUAUCAAUUCAGAAUCUCACCGAGGAAGGAAAAUGUAGGUGAGGUUUACCCAUAUCUUCAGUUUGAGUGUAAAUUGUUGAAUCCGAUUUCAAAAUGGAAAGAGGAAACUCAGAAGAAGACAGGAUCAGCAUCUUACCUGAAUCCCUAAUUCACCACAUACUAUCUUUCAUGUCUAUAACAUACGCAGUUCAGACAUGUGUGUUGUCUAAAAGAUGGCAAUAUAUCUGGACUUCGAUGCCCGUUCUAAGAUUCAGCAACAAUUAUGUUUGCGAUUGGGAAGCAAGUGAUGAUGAUUUUUAUGAAGAGCCAUAUUUUCGCACAAAGGGUUUCUUAAAAUUUGUGGAUAGAGUGCUCAAGCUUCGUGACAACAACUCCGAUAUACAGAGGUUUGAACUCAAAUGCUCUAAUUUUCAUGUAUCUCGUAGGAAAAUAUAUGAAUUCAUCGAAACCGCUGUCAAUCACAAUGUUCAGGAGGUUUAUAUUAAGACCGACCCUAUGUACGGUUUUGAGAUUCCUCCUUGUCUAUGUACUUGUGAAUCCUUGACAAAAUUGGAGCUGAAAUUGCGUUUUGAUGAAGGUGAUGGUGAGUAUCAGAACAAGUUCAUUCUACCUACUGAAAUGAGCUUACCUCGACUCAAAUCAUUGUGUUUGAAACUUAAUGAUUUAUCGUUUCAUGAUGAAAACUUAACCAAUAGGUUCUUUUCGAGUUUUCCUUGUCUAGAAUCGUUGAUCAUGGAAUUCGGAGACGGAUUUAUCAAUAUGAAUCUGAAUAUUUCUUUGCCUAAACUUGAGUAUCUUAAAUUUGAGUGCUGGAAUUUUGAAAGCUAUAGUGAGGUUAAACUGCAUGCUCCAAGUCUCGUAUCCUUCGUAUUCAACAGUUACUUGUCAACAAGUUUCACUCUAGAGAGUCUACCAUCUCUAGUAAAUGCUGAUAUUGAGAUAAAAAUUUAUAUAAAAGAUCAAUGGCCACCAAGUAAUUCAGAGAUUCAUGAAGGUAUGGAAGAAUUUUAUGCACAGCGUUGUAUGAGAUUUUUGAGAAGGUUUCAUAGAGUGAAAGUGUUGACAUUAAGAAAUGCUUUCAUCAAGGCUUUAGGUGGAUCUCCAGGUAUAUUAGACGCUCAGCCGCCUAAAUUUUGCAAUUUGCAACAUUUGGAGCUCGAGACCUACCUUUCUAGGGACUGCUUGUGUUCAAUAUUCUACGUACUGAAGAUUUCUCCUAAUAUAGAAUCUGUUUCCCUGCAGAUAUCAAAGCUAAAUCUCUAUGCGUUUCCAGUAUAUCCAUAUUGUGACGAGGUAAAAUUUAAUCCAGAAAACAUAGGAGACUACUGGGACGCAGGAUUGUCUUUGUCGUGCAUGAUAUUGCACCUAAAGUUUGUUGAGAUUAAAGGUCUUCGUGGAUGGGUUAAUGAACUGAAGUUCUUAGAGAUUCUGUUGAAACAUGCCAUGGUCUUGGAGGAAGUGAUACUCAACAGUUAUUCAACUAAGUCGGUGAUACUCGACAGUGAUUCAAAUGAAAAAGACUCACGAAGGAAGAAACAAAUGAAGAAAUUUAGUGAGAUGCUGCGAAAAUUCCCUACAGUCUCUAAGAAAAUCGUUAUCUUGUUAAACUCCUGAGUGUUUUUCUAAAGGUGGUUGGGCACAGAAAGCUGUUUUUGAGUUCUUAAAUUGUGAAAUUUAAUGCAAUGGGAAUAUUUUCCGAACCUUUGCUAUGUAGUAUUAAGUUUCUGAAAUCCUGAUACAAUCAUGCCAGUCCUUAUUAUCUUUUGGUACUUGAAGUUUGUGGUAUAAGAAGAUUAUUAUUGUUCUUUUUCGCGGAGGAAUUAUGUAAUUUUAUAGAUGCUGAAAUCUCUUUCCAAGUUACAAUGACAUGUAUCAAAACUCAUAGUUCUAGCUGUUGCUGGUGUUUAUUUUCGAUGUUAAAAUUCAAUUUAAUGUUAUAGAACA